Molecule: messenger RNA, 2461 nt
Organism: Argentina anserina (silverweed cinquefoil)
Lineage: Eukaryota; Viridiplantae; Streptophyta; Magnoliopsida; Rosales; Rosaceae
Product: trifunctional UDP-glucose 4,6-dehydratase/UDP-4-keto-6-deoxy-D-glucose 3,5-epimerase/UDP-4-keto-L-rhamnose-reductase RHM1
Exons: 3
Coding region: 149-2164 (671 amino acids)
Biological process (GO): UDP-rhamnose biosynthetic process; auxin export across the plasma membrane; flavonol biosynthetic process
Molecular function (GO): dTDP-glucose 4,6-dehydratase activity; UDP-glucose 4,6-dehydratase activity; UDP-L-rhamnose synthase activity
Source: RefSeq, a predicted model, not a curated record
GCGGUUAUCUCCUUCAUUUCCAUUCCUGUCUGAAUUGCUCUCCUCAAAGUCUCCCUGUUUUCUCUGAAGCCUCUCGAGGCUUUGUUUUGACCCUUCUCUGUUCUCUUCUCGCUGGGUCUUCGAUCCUGAUCGGCCCCAAGUCAAAAUUAUGGCUUCAUAUACACCAAAAAACAUCCUCAUAACUGGGGCUGCUGGCUUCAUUGCUUCCCAUGUGGCCAACCGGCUCGUCCGCAGUCACCCCGAGUACAAGAUUGUUGUGCUUGACAAGCUUGACUAUUGUUCAAAUCUGAAAAACCUUCUUCCCUCUAAGUCAUCGCCCAAUUUCAAGUUUGUUAAGGGGGACAUCGGAAGUGCUGACCUUGUCAACUAUCUCCUCAUCACUGAGUCGAUAGAUACAAUUAUGCAUUUUGCCGCCCAGACCCAUGUUGACAACUCCUUUGGUAACAGUUUCGAGUUUACAAAGAACAACAUCUAUGGCACCCAUGUUCUUCUGGAAGCAUGUAAAGUCACUGGCCAAAUCAGGAGGUUCAUCCAUGUUAGCACAGAUGAGGUUUAUGGUGAGACUGAUGAAGAUGCUGUUGUAGGAAAUCAUGAAGCAUCUCAACUCCUUCCAACAAAUCCAUACUCUGCAACAAAAGCUGGAGCAGAAAUGCUUGUUAUGGCAUACGGCAGAUCAUAUGGAUUGCCUGUGAUAACGACCCGUGGAAACAAUGUGUAUGGACCAAAUCAAUUUCCUGAAAAAUUGAUUCCAAAGUUCAUUCUCCUGGCUAUGCAAGGGAAGCCUCUUCCAAUUCAUGGUGAUGGUGCUAAUGUGAGGAGCUACUUAUACUGUGAGGAUGUUGCUGAAGCUUUUGAACUCAUUCUUCACCAAGGAGAGGUUGGCCAUGUGUACAAUAUUGGGACAAAGAAGGAAAGGAGAGUUAUUGAUGUGGCCAGAGAUAUAUGCAAACUUUUUAACAUAGACUCGGAAGCAUGCAUCAAGUUUGUUGAAAACAGACCUUUCAAUGACCAGAGGUACUUCCUUGAUGAUCAGAAGUUGACAGUGUUGGGGUGGUCAGAGCGGACUACCUGGGAAGAGGGUUUGAAGAAGACUAUUGAAUGGUACACUAAGAAUCCUAACUGGUGGGGUGAUGUAUCUGGGGCACUGCUUCCGCAUCCACGAAUGUUGAUGAUGCCUGGUGGCAUUGAGAGACAUUUUGAUGAGCCUGAGGAGGAAACAUCUGAGUCUUAUGUCGCAAGUAAUCCUCGAAUGUUGGUUCCUCCUACCAAAUGCAGUGGCUCUCCUCGUAAGCCUCCCUAUAAGUUCUUGAUUUAUGGUAGGACUGGGUGGAUUGGUGGUGUACUCGGGAAGCUAUGUGAAAAACAAGGGAUUCCUUAUGAGUAUGGAAAAGGGCGUCUUGAGGAUCGGUCUUCACUUGCUGCAGAUAUUCAGAAUAUUAAGCCAACUCAUGUGUUCAAUGCUGCUGGUGUGACUGGUAGACCUAAUGUUGAUUGGUGUGAAUCUCACAAAGCAGAAACAAUUCGGACCAAUGUUGCUGGAACCCUAACUCUAGCAGAUGUUUGCAGAGAGCAGGGGAUCCUUAUGGUUAACUUUGCCACUGGGUGUAUAUUUGAGUAUGAUGCUAAACAUCCAGAAGGUUCAGGUAUUGGGUUCACUGAAGAAGACAAACCCAAUUUCUUUGGUUCUUUCUAUUCAAAAACGAAGGCCAUGGUUGAGGAGCUCUUGAAUGAAUUCGACAAUGUUUGCACUCUUAGAGUCCGAAUGCCCAUCUCAUCAGACCUGAACAACCCACGUAACUUCAUCACCAAGAUUUCUCGUUAUAACAAGGUGGUUAACAUUCCUAACAGCAUGACCAUCUUGGAUGAACUGCUACCCAUUUCAAUUGAAAUGGCAAAGCGGAACUUGAGGGGUAUCUGGAACUUCACAAAUCCGGGUGUCGUGAGCCAUAAUGAGAUCCUGGAGAUGUACAAACAAUACAUUGACCCAAGUUUCAAAUAUGCCAACUUCACACUCGAAGAGCAAGCCAAGGUCAUAGUUGCUGCCCGAAGCAACAAUGAAAUGGAUGCAUCCAAGUUGAAGAAAGAGUUCCCCGAGUUGCUACCAAUCAAGGAGUCACUGAGAAAGUAUGUCUUUGAACCAAACAAGAAAACAUCUGCCAAAUAAGUAAUAUUCAGUAAUAGACCUCAGGAUGAACUCUCUGCCUCUUGAAUUAGAUGAUAUGCUUUAGAUUACUUCAAUUUAGUUUAAUCAGUACUAGUCAUUAUCCAUUUCUUAGCCUUGUUUCAUUAUUUGUACUGUGCUAGAGGGUGGUGGGUAUAGUUCUAUUGAUAUUUGUUUUCGUGGAUGUAUCUUGUUUUCCUUUGUGUUCCAUUUUAUAAGAAAAUUUAAACAGGUUCCCAUAUGGAUUUUGUCAUCUGUAAUUUUUGUAUUCUGUUCAAUGAAAGAUGUUUUGUUAAUGUU